This is a messenger RNA of Solea senegalensis (Senegalese sole), 1936 nucleotides long. Its product is annotated as mitochondrial glycine transporter A-like. Bases 342 to 1199 code for a protein of 285 amino acids. The record is from RefSeq and is a predicted model, not a curated record. Gene Ontology annotation, molecular function: glycine transmembrane transporter activity. Lineage: Eukaryota; Metazoa; Chordata; Actinopteri; Pleuronectiformes; Soleidae. Gene Ontology annotation, cellular component: mitochondrial inner membrane; mitochondrion. The transcript is spliced from 8 exons. Gene Ontology annotation, biological process: glycine import into mitochondrion.
AGGAACCGGCUGGUUUAAGGUCAGACAGACAGACAGACAGUGGUGAAUGAGCGGGGUUGACGGUAACGACGGUACAGAGUCACGGUGACACUGAAAGACUUUUUUAAAGAUCCUGUAACAGAAAAAGGAGGAGUGAGGUCAUAGAGUCUGUGUUGAGGACCGUCCGUUUGUCUGUCAGGGAGGACGAAGAAGAAAUCUCUUCACUUCUUUUAUUUUGAAAAAGAAGUGACACUCCUGAAGCCUGUCAGGAAUCAUUUGCCUUGGCUCCGCAGAAGAGUGUCUGUGUGUGUGUGUGUGUGUGUGUGGGGAAAAACAAAAAUCAAGUGUCAUCCCGAAGAGCAAUGGAGCUGACGCUGGCUCACCCGGUCAUCAAGGCCUUCAUGUGUGGUUCUCUCAGCGGGACCUGCUCCACCCUGCUCUUCCAGCCUCUUGACCUGGUUAAGACUCGUCUGCAGACGCUGCAGAGCAGCGCACAGCCUGGUUCAGGCAGAGUGGGGAUGGUGACUGUGCUCCUGAGUGUGGUGCGGACAGAGAAGCUGCUGGGACUGUGGAAAGGAGUUUCACCGUCAUUUGUUCGGACCAUCCCAGGUGUGGGCAUCUACUUCAGCACGUACUACUCUCUGAAGCAGCACUUCUUUCAGGACAGCAGCCCAGGAGCCGUGGAGGCCAUGCUUCUGGGAGGAGGGGCCCGGGCGGUGGCGGGGGUCUUCAUGCUGCCCGUCACUGUCAUCAAGGCACGCUUUGAGUGCGGCAGGUACGGUUAUAGGAGUGUGGCUGGAGCUCUGCGCAGUGUGUGUCAGACUGAGGGUCCUGCUGCUCUGUUCUCUGGCCUCAUGGCCACUCUCCUCAGAGACGUCCCCUUCUCUGGUAUCUACGUCAUGUUCUACAGUCAGAGCAAGGCCUUCCUGCCAGAGGAAAUCAGAAUGUCUCCUGUGGCCCCCCUGGCUAACUUCAGCUGUGGGAUCCUGGCGGGUGUGUUGGCCUCACUGCUCACUCAACCGGCUGAUGUGGUCAAAACUCAGGUCCAAGUGAAUCCCCAGCUGAGGACGGCAGAAGCUAUCAGAUACAUCUAUAUGGAAAAUGGCCUCCAGGGCUUCUUCAGGGGGGCAGUCCCUCGGUCACUCAGGAGGACCAUGAUGGCCGCCAUGGCGUGGACAGUGUACGAGAAGAUGAUGAACCACAUUGGACUGAAGUCCUGAGGAGAAACAUGGAUGAGAAGCUUGUGGAAAAAAAGUGGAGAUGAAAGUCACGUCACUGAAUGAAGACAGGAAUGUGUGAGAAGAGUGAGGAGCUGCUCCUGCUGCUCCUGCUGCUCCUGCUGCUCCUGCUGCUCCUGCUCCUCCUGCUCCUGCUGCUGCUGUGAAGAGUCAAAUGCUUUUAAAUGACUUCAAGUAUCAGACAAGUGUCAGCAAAGGAGGCUGACACUUGUCUGAAUGAGCUGCACGAACAUUACAAAAGUGUUGUGAAGUGAAGUGUUUCACUGGGCUUUGGCUGAGGUUCAGUUUUCCGACUUUAUGCCUGUGCAAUGCCACAUAAUGUUGACGUUCUACUAAUGUUCAUUCUACUAAAGUGUUUGAUGCCAGUCAGCAUUUGGAUUCCACUGUUUUAGACAUACAGUGAGGAAUCAUGACUGUCCUCUGGGGUCGGGACAUUGUCCCAGAUAAAGCUCAUAUUUCUGUAAUGCACUUUAACCUCUCCAGUUCUGUCAUGACAUCUUUACAACCUGGGGAGGCUUUUCAAGCCUUUCUGAUAACACAGUUAUUUAUACUGUAAUAUUUUUGUAAAAAAAACAAGAUAUGUGCUUCUCAGUACAUUAAUCUGCCUUAAAAUAUAACACAUUUUGAUAUUUGUUUGACCUUGUUGCUAAUAUUCAUAUAUUUGCCAGUGUUAAAGUAUUUGAUCUUUUUCUGGAUGACAUUAAAUGGGGUCAAAUACA